CACAUGGCUGUACCAGGCACUGCGGGAAGGCCCGUGAGUUCAGAGCGUGGAGCAGAUGCGCGAGGUGGCCUCGGGAGCGGCCCGCAUCCGUGGGGAGACGCUGGGCCUCAUCGGCUUUGGUCGCACGGGACAGGUGUUGCAGUUCGAGCCAAGGCCUUUGGAUUCAGCGUCAUAUUUUAUGACCCCUACUUGCAGGAUGUGAUCGAGCGGUCCGUGGGCGUGCAGAGGGUCUACACCCUGCAGGAUUUGCUGUAUCAGAGCGACUGCGUCUCCUUGCACUGCAAUCUCAACGAACAUAACCACCACCUCAUCAAUGACUUUACCAUAAAGCAGAUGAGGCAGGGAGCAUUCUUUGUGAACCCAGCCCUUGGUGGCCUGGUGGACGAGAAAGCCUUAGCACAAGCCCUCAAGGAGGGCACGAUACGAGGGGCAGCCCUCGACGUGCAUGAGUCGGAGCCCUUCAGCUUUGCUCAGGGUCCGUUGAAAAAUGCCCUGAAUCUCAUCUGCACUCCUCACACUGCCUGGUACAGCGAGCAGGCGUCACUGGAGAUGAGGGAGGCAGCUGCCACCGAGAUCCGCCGAGCCAUCACAGGUCGCAUCCCAGAAAGCUUAAGAAAUUGUGUGAACAAGGAAUUCUUUGUCACAUCAGCGCCUUGGUCAGUAAUAGACCAGCAAGCAAUUCAUCCUAAACUCAAUGGUGCCACAUACAGAUAUCCUCCAGGCGUCGUGGGUGUGGCUCCAGGAGGACUUCCUGCAGCCAUGGAAGGGAUCAUCCCUGGAGGCAUCCCAGUGACUCACAACCUCCCGACAGUGGUACAUCCUUCCCAAGCGCCCUCUCCCAACCAGCCCACAAAACACGGGGACAAUAGAGAGCACGCCAACGAGCAAUAGCAGAGAAUGCCGGAAGGUAAUCACUCAGAUACACUUGGGACCAAGAGACAGUGAAAAAUAGAUGAACUAAGAGAAAAAGAAUCGGAUGGUCUUUGUAACUGAUUCUGGGCAUAUGCAUCAUUGAUGUUGCAGUGUUAAAACUACAAGAGCUAGAAAACUGAAGAUGUCGUCUGCUUACGGAAGCGCUGAAAGACUAGGAUGUGAUUUAUUAACGAUCAACUUCUGUUAUUGUGUGUUAAGUUUUUCA
This is a messenger RNA of Pongo pygmaeus (Bornean orangutan), 1138 nucleotides long. Its product is annotated as C-terminal-binding protein 2-like. The coding region runs from base 4 to 891 and encodes 295 amino acids. Gene Ontology annotation, cellular component: nucleus. NCBI's taxonomy places the organism in Eukaryota, Metazoa, Chordata, Mammalia, Primates, Hominidae. Gene Ontology annotation, molecular function: transcription corepressor activity; transcription coactivator activity; DNA-binding transcription factor binding. Gene Ontology annotation, biological process: regulation of transcription by RNA polymerase II. The transcript has a single exon. The record is from RefSeq and is a predicted model, not a curated record.